GAAGAAGAGUUUGUAAGGCAAUCACCCAUCACCACCACUGGCGCUGCUAUCGGUGACACUGAAUUAAUGCAAAAGGAAAAAUUUAGGUAAGUUGUUAAGUCUUGCCGUUAUAAUUCCAAUAAAACCUUUUUGUUCAGUUUUGGUUCAGAUUGAGUUUUGUAAUUCAUGACGGAACCAAUUAAGUUAGUUUUGAAAAUUAUUUUAGGAGUAAUAAGUUCGACAAACGGUCCUAAAUCUGUAACUUCCUCUCUCAAAUACUAAUUUUCCUCUUUUUUCUUAUCCUAAACACAAGGAACAUGCUCUUUCUAUGGUUUUUUUCUAGUUGGAGUCUUGACAACAUUUGUGUAACUCAAAAACCACUACUUUCAUCUUUUUGCUCAAAGAAGAGAGAACAAAAGCCUUGAAUUGUUCUUUUUUGGUGUUAAUUACUUCCCACUUUCUCAAACACCAAGUCCCAUCUAAAUAUUAUACCACCAAUUGUAACAACAAUCUUACAAUACCCUUUCUAGCUUUUUGGUGUACAAUCAGCAAAAGAGGAAUAGAGAAAGAAAAGCCAUAUAUGUAACGGAUAAAACUCGAAUCUCUACAACAUAUAACAGAAAGUUGCAUCACGCAAUAAAUAAGACUCGAAUUCAGAUAUCACCAGUCACCAGUCUAAAGAGUGAUAAUUGGCGAAACUAACGACGAUGAAUAUACACCGCCGCCUUCUUCACACAUCACCACCGGCACCAUCCAACAAGCCGCCAACCGCCUCGUACAUAACCGAGGCGAAUUUCGACACCAACAUGGUAAUCAUACUAGCCGGAUUACUAUGCGCGUUAAUAUGCGCCCUGGGAUUAAACUCAAUCGUGCGAUGCGCGCUCCGUUGCAGGCGGAGGUUCACGACGGAGACGCCGGAACAAGAGGCGGCGAGGCUCUCCGCCGCCACGGGGCUGAAGAAGACGGCGUUGAAUCAGAUUCCGGUGGCGGUGUACGGGGCGGCGGCGGGGAUGGAGAUUCCGGCGACGGAGUGUCCGAUCUGUUUGGGAGAUUUUGUGGAGGGCGAGAAGGUACGUGUGUUGCCCAACUGUAAUCACGGGUUCCAUGUGAAGUGCAUAGACAGGUGGUUGAGAUCGCACUCUUCGUGCCCUAACUGUCGCCUCUCGCUGCUUGAGAAGCCACCAAUGGCUUCACGUGAAGCGCAUGAUGAAGUGGUGGUCGCCGGAGCUCCGGAGGCGGAGGGGUCUGAGCGAGGUGGUGGGGCUGGGAGUGGGUGUGGAUGAUGAGGCAAGUUGAAGUUGAUGUUGAAUUGAAUGUGUUUUUUUUUUUGGGGGGUGUUAAAUUUUAAAAUGUCGGGAGUUAGUAUUUCGGGUCGGAUUUUGUACGUAAAAUGAAUGUGAUCAAAU
This is a messenger RNA of Camellia sinensis, 1385 nucleotides long. Its product is annotated as RING-H2 finger protein ATL72. Gene Ontology annotation, molecular function: transferase activity. Gene Ontology annotation, biological process: protein ubiquitination. NCBI's taxonomy places the organism in Eukaryota, Viridiplantae, Streptophyta, Magnoliopsida, Ericales, Theaceae. The record is from RefSeq and is a predicted model, not a curated record.